Molecule: messenger RNA, 1204 nt
Organism: Antechinus flavipes (yellow-footed antechinus)
Lineage: Eukaryota; Metazoa; Chordata; Mammalia; Dasyuromorphia; Dasyuridae
Product: golgin subfamily A member 7-like
Exons: 1
Coding region: 1-474 (157 amino acids)
Biological process (GO): protein targeting to membrane; peptidyl-L-cysteine S-palmitoylation; Golgi to plasma membrane protein transport
Cellular component (GO): Golgi stack; palmitoyltransferase complex
Source: RefSeq, a predicted model, not a curated record
AUGGCGCGACAGUCACUGGAGGGCCACAGAGCAAGUGGCUCAGUCAUAGGCCCUUCAGCCAGGAGGCUGCAGCAAACACCUGAGUCCAACCAGGUCUUCAUCCAGCGGGAUUACAGCCGAGGAACCCAGUGCCAAUUCCAGACCAAGUUCCCAGCAGAAUUGGAGAAUCGGAUUGACCAGCAGAAGUUUGAAGAAACAGUCCAUACACUAAAUAACCUUUAUGCAGAAGCAGAAAAACUUGGGAAGCCAACUUACCUUGAAGGCUGUUUAGCUUGUUUGACAGCGUAUACUCUCUAUUUGUGCAUGGAAACACAUUAUGAGAAGGUUCUGAAGAAAAUCAGCAAAUACAUUCAGGAACAGAAUGAGAAUAUUUAUGCUCCACAUGGCCUCCUUCUGACAGACCCAAUUGAGAGAGGACUUCGUGUUAUUGAAAUUACCAUUUAUGAAGACAGAGGCAUGAGCAAUAGAAUAUAAACCACAGCAUCUAAGCAUGUCACAGAAUGGAAUAUUCUUCUGUCUCCUUGCCAACGACAGAUUGUCCCUUACCUCCUAUCCAAGCAUCAUUCCUUUGUAGGACUAAGUUUCUAAAAUGCUGCUGCUGUGGUGAUGUCGAGUCACUGAUCAUCCAUUUUGUAUCUUUAAACUUUACAACCUUUGUAGUUAUUUCUGAGAAAAAUAUAACAGAGCAUUUAACUUUUAAAAUUCAAAACAAUAUAAUAAAAAUAACAUGUGUAAAUCAACCCAAUCUAAAAUUCAUCUUAUCUGCCACAAGGAGUAUUGGUUUUGCUCAAUAUUUAUGCUGUCAUUUUACCACGUGGCCUUUUUUAUUCCAACGAGUUAUAUCCAGGUUUGGUUUCAUCUCUUCUGAAUUGAAGGAUGUUGUUUUUUUUUUUUCCAGGUAUAGUUUUUUAUGACUGUUUUUGUUGACACAUCUUCCAGACAUCAAGGAACUCAAAGGAUUGCCAGAAGAUCUGUUUGUCAUAUUGAAAUGCAUUGGAAAGAUAAUGUAUAAUGCUAUUUGUUUUUAAUGUAACACUCAUUACUAAGUGAACCAGUAUUUUAUGUGAUUUCCAGAUACCUUGAUUGUACUUGGAGAAUUUUAUAUCAUUAUUGCAUUGCCAUGAAUGUUGAGAGGAUGUAGUAUGUGCUUCUUGUUUUAUUAAAACUUAUAUAAAUACAAUAAAGUGUACGCUAAAUCAUCAGA